AUGCGCCCGACUAGUCACCACUACUCCGUCCUGGCCGCGACUCGGGGCACUGUGGUAUGGACAGAGUACCUCACUACAUCUACUCCGGACUGGCUAUGGAGAAUCCCAAUGUGCAAAAUGGGAAACCCCGACCGAACGAUGCCAGCAAUGCAUGACGAGGCCCCUCCCUUUGCUGCUCCACGGAUCGGAAUGGAGGACAAGCGCCCACAUGGUUUAACCAACUAG
Messenger RNA from Penicillium macrosclerotiorum, 225 nucleotides. RefSeq lists its product as uncharacterized. Lineage: Eukaryota; Fungi; Ascomycota; Eurotiomycetes; Eurotiales; Aspergillaceae. The coding region runs from base 1 to 225 and encodes 74 amino acids. The transcript has a single exon. The record is from RefSeq and is a predicted model, not a curated record.